GGGUGACGUGAAGGUGUGGCAGGUGAAGCAGACGCCGAUGGAGGAUCUGAGGAGUGGACCACGGCAGAACAUACAGUUCACGCCCGUCCAGCACUCGCUCGCCGCCGAUAAACCCGUGAGUCGACCGCAGCGCCACCUACGCCACGCAGCGAUGGGUAUCAGCGGUGUGGGCGGAGCGCAGCAGCCCGCCGCUGACGCCGCCAAGUACGACCCGGCCACCAGCGCCACCUGGAGGAUGAUCCACGAACAAGAGACCGGCGGCAAGCCCGGAGGCGCCCCGGCCAGAUCCCCGGCUGCCGUCAACGGCGCCCCGGCAAGCAUCACUCAUAAGAUCGCGGCUCCGACGACCGACUACGCCGCGAUGGAGAAACGCGCCGAUAUGGAGGCGAAGGCCGCGGCCGGCGCGCCCGUCUGCAUCGGCUGCGGUCGCCAGGUCAUCGGUGUGUUCGUGAAGGCGAACGACAAGACCCUUCACCCUGACUGCUUCAACUGCACGACGUGCGGUUCGAACCUGAAGAACCAAGGUUACUGGGUUGUUGAUGACAAGCUCUACUGCGAGGUACACUACCGUGCCAAGACCGUCAGGCUGGAGCAGGAGGGGGGCUCCAAGUUCGAGUGGCCGCCGCAGAAGCCCUACCCGGAGUACGACGAGGCGUCGGCAGGCGCCAACCCUCACAUCUACCCGGGCCCCGCGACCGUCGAGUCCCACCCUCACCCAUCCUACGCUCCUCCCCCAGCAGCAGCACCACCAGCGGCGGCAGCACCGUCGCAGGUCUCGCAGAUCCAGGUGCAGGUGUCGCCGGCGAGGGCGGCGCCCCCUCCGUGGAGCGCUGUCGGCAGCGGUGGCGCCCCCUCCGGGCCGCCGGCGUCGACGUUCCAGUCGAGUUUCGGCGCACCGCCGGCAUCCGGAGCAGCUACUGCAGCGCCCCCUGCUGGAGCUCCCGAACCGCAACCUAGCCACGCCCCUGUGCCAGCAGCGGUGGCGCCACCUGCAGGUUGGGCGCAGAAGCCCAGCACCCCCGCGCAUGCGAAGUGGACGGCCCCCGCGACCACGGCUCCGACGUCAGGUGGCGCCCCCAUGGGCGGAGGUGGCACCGCGCCGGCCGGUGGCAGGUUCGGCAGCACCGGAACUCCCCGUCGCGGCCGCGGAGUCCUCAACCAGCCAACCGGGCGUGUUCCCGUCUGCUCCGCGUGCGGCGGUCCAAUCAGGGGUCCGUUCAUCGCAGCGAUGGGUAAGACCUGGUGCCCGGAGCACUUCAUCUGUGCGAACGCUCGCUGCCGCGCUCCGCUGCAGAACCAGGGCUUCGUCGAGGAGAACGGACAGCUGUACUGCGAGCGCGACUAUGAACUGUACUUCGCGCCGCGAUGCUCCAAGUGUUCCCGCGCCGUCGUCGGGGACUGUCUGAACGCGAUGGACAGGCAAUGGCAUCCGGAGUGCUUCACCUGCACACACUGCCGCCGUCCCUUCGGCAACAACUCCUUCUACUUGGAGGACAGCAUGCCCUACUGCGAGAAAGAUUGGAAUGAGCUGUUCACCACCAAGUGUGCUGGCUGCGGCUACUCCAUAGAGGCUGGUGAUCACUGGGUCGAGGCGCUUGGCAACAACUAUCACUCCCAGUGCUUCAAGUGCUCCGUGUGCCAGGUGUGUCUAGAGGGCCAGAGCUUCUAUGCCAAGGGCGGCCGUCCCUUCUGCAAGCGCCACGCCACCGGCGGCUACUAGGACGGUUGCCACGGCGACGACGUCCCGGAAACGGUGCCAACGAAAACGAGUGACCUAUCGAAGCUUUGGAGAUGAGAGAUUGAGGCAGCUGUUGCUAUGGCGAUGCAUUUAGAUGCGGAUGCCGUCUGAAUGUCAAGAGAGAUGUAGAGAGAGCAAUAUAGAGGGAGGGGCCAUUCAACUUCUAAUGCAAGUCUUCCAUCUUCUUCGCGCGCUUGCUCACUGUGCCAGCAAUAUUAUCUCAUCACCUCUCUCUCGGUUCGUUGCCAUAGCAACCGACACUGCUUGCCUCGCCUCCGGGCGUGGGAUGUCGUGUCGGUUGCUACGGAAACGAAUCUCAUGCUCUUGUGUCGUUCGCCGGAGUCGAUUUCAGGCCGGGAGUUUUGUUUUAAGGAUCGUAAUAUUUUUCUGGCAAACAAUCGCGUUGCAAUGUUGCCCCCUUCACCUUCUCCUGAGGGUGGGAACCUCACGCUGUGAGGCUUUUAAUUUAUUUUAUAACGGCAGGCCCCCCCCGCCCCCAAUCUCUGCUGGCAUCCAAUACAGCUAUGACACCGUCACCCCUGCAAUGUAGGGGGCGCUGGGAACUCGUCGUUUUACGGGAGCUGUGGCGCCUGGGGAAAAAAUCUAAAAAAAUAGUGCAGGCUUGCUGCCGACGUAGGAAAAUUAGCGCGUGGCGCCCCCUAACGAAAAUUUCGACUUAGUGCUGGCUUCUCGCUCCAGGGGGCGUUGGGAGCGAACACGCGCCACUACUGCGUGGAGAGAGAGAGAGAGAGGGAGCCUGUGUUUGCGUGUAGCUUUCGUCGCGAAACGCGCUUUUGCUGUAGAGUUAGUCUAUUACAGUUGUUGUUGAUAAUGUUAUUGGGCCGGGGUGCACGAGCAGUGAAGUGAUGGACCGGGUCCAUUAUUACGCAGGGGAAGCAGCUGGGGGGAGGGUGUAGUGGGAGGGGCCAAGGGAAAACUGGCGGCAAAGUCGCCGAGGCAAAAUAGUUAUGUAAGAUGAUGGUAAUGAUGAAGUAAAAUGGGAGUAGCUCUAGCAUUUCUGGUGUUAGACACUACUGGUGUCAGUCUAGAGUCAGACCCUGCGUAAAUAAUGACUGGGUCCAUUCGCUGCUAUCGCCCGCGGCUGAAGUGAAACAGAGUAGCUUUUUUAGUAGACUGAAACUAACAACGUUAUAAUAUACGGAAAGAGUAUUUCGAAAAAGUUGUGUAUGGAAACUAGUUGUCCACUUGUCUAUUAUUAUUAUUAUUAUUAUCAUUAUUAUUAUUAUCCGUUUGUACAAUAGAAAUGGAAUUACGAACGUUUUAUUUGAAAAACAUGAAAUUCGAGAAAAAAAAAAGAUAUGGAAACUGCACGCGACGGCACGGUGCAGUGGCGGAUGCUCGCAAUGAGCGGCAAUGACAGAGGGAGCCACUGUGCAUAGACGGCAGACCCGCGGUUCCCGCAGUUGUUUGUUGUUACCACAGAUGUAUUUCACGCAAUCUGCAUUUAACAGGAUGACCUUGAACCGGCAGCCAUAUUGGUUCUCGUGUGACGCAGUGACGCCCGACGCGAAAUCUCCCCGGCGGCCAUUUGUAAAACGCUGAUCGGCAAACGUCGACGCGCGCCGAUUUUUCCCGUUCUGCCGAAAGCCCGUUCUGCUGUUUUUCUCGCGACGUGAUCUCGCGAGAUCUCGAUUGAUCACACACCGGAGAUGCGUAACCAGGCAACGUUGUUGACAUCACAUAUCUAUAUCUGUCUGUAUAAAUAUGAAUAAAUACUAAAUCUAGUCCCACGACUCUAACGGCAACAACGACGAUGAUGAUGAUGGUGACAACGACGAUGAUGACGAUGAUGACGAUGACGACGAUGACGACGAUGACGACGAUGACGACGAUGCUCACUAGUGCUCUGCAGCGUUUAGUGACAAGCAUCAAUGACAGAUGUGCAGUGAGUUUAUAUCCCCGGUCGUGAGUGGCAACGUUUCCCCAAAUGUAACGCGGGCGCACGCACGAAAUGUCCUCCUAUUCUUCUUCUUCUGGAAUUCCGAUCUGAUUUUCAUAGUGGAAUAAAGUUGGUGUCACCCCAGUAAAGAGAAUGUCGAUUUG
Messenger RNA from Priapulus caudatus, 3802 nucleotides. Its product is annotated as PDZ and LIM domain protein Zasp-like. The annotation marks the transcript as partial. NCBI's taxonomy places the organism in Eukaryota, Metazoa, Priapulida, Priapulimorpha, Priapulimorphida, Priapulidae. Gene Ontology annotation, molecular function: muscle alpha-actinin binding; actin binding. The transcript is spliced from 12 exons. The record is from RefSeq and is a predicted model, not a curated record. Gene Ontology annotation, biological process: actin cytoskeleton organization; heart development; muscle structure development. Gene Ontology annotation, cellular component: stress fiber; Z disc; filamentous actin.